Messenger RNA from Pecten maximus, 1611 nucleotides. RefSeq names its product retinol dehydrogenase 7-like. The transcript is spliced from 5 exons. Bases 188 to 1162 code for a protein of 324 amino acids. The record is from RefSeq and is a predicted model, not a curated record. NCBI's taxonomy places the organism in Eukaryota, Metazoa, Mollusca, Bivalvia, Pectinida, Pectinidae.
CGAACACAUAUCUGUAUUAUACAGGUUAUAUGUGUUAUCAAACUCACAGCAAAUCUUUCAGUGGAGCGAGACCUCGAUGUUCGUAUGUCGGCUGUAUGUGUACACAUCGCGUCACAUCGUGGUUCACUUAUCGAAUACAGUUUGACCUGGCGUACGUGUACAGUAAGAGUGACUAAACAGGUUGAACAUGUCCUAUCUACUCGUGUGUGUAGCACUGUUGGUCGUGUUCCUGGCCGCGAGAUGGAUUAUACGGAGCCUUAGACUGGGAAACUUAUCGGAUCGGUACGUAUUUAUUACCGGAUGUGACACGGGAUUCGGAAACAUGCUGGCCAAGAGGCUGGAUUCUCUGGGUAUGAAUGUAUUCGCUGGUUGUCUUACCUCUAAAGGACUUAGUGACUUAAACAAGGCGACAUCUGAUCGUCUGGUUACUAUGGAACUUGACGUAACCAAGGAAGACAGCAUUCUCAGAGCAUGCGCUGAAGUAAGAAAGAUACUUCCGAAAGGCAAAGGGCUUUGGGGCGUUGUAAACAAUGCCGGUAUCGCCGGAAAUGGGUCACAGGUGGAAUGGCAGACGGUUGAUAACUACCGGAAAUGCAAUGACGUCAACUUGUACGGAAUGAUAAACGUGACGAAUGUGUUUCUGCCAUUGGUGAGAAAGGCUAAAGGUCGUAUUGUCAACAUCACAAGCAUCAUGGGAAGAGUUGCCCUAGUACAUGCCCCCUAUGUCGUCUCAAAGUUCGGUGCAGAAGGUUUUUGUGAUUGUCUAAGAUACCAGUUAUAUAAGUGUGGGGUAAGCGUUCACAUCAUUGAGCCGGGUUUCUUCAACACCGGUAUCGUCGACCUAGAAAGCUUCGGAAGGAGCAUGAGAUCAUCGUUCCAAGCGAUGGACGACGAACGAAAGGAAUUUUAUGGUGAACAUUACGUCGACGAAGUGAUGAAAGGUGCCAAGGAGGGUAUUAGUGCUGCUUUAUCGUCUGAUACGUACAAGGUGGUGGACGCCUACAUGCAUGCGUUGACCGCCGUGUAUCCCCGAGCUAGAUACGUUGUAGGUUUCGACGCUAACGUUGUGUUCCGUCUGAUAUGGACUCUGCCGGAGUGGAUAGGCGACCGCCUAGUGGCGGCAUUGUUUAAGUUCCCCAUACCGGCCGGAUGUCAUAAGUGAUGUCAGAAGAGGAAGUGACGUCAGAAGUGAUGUCAGAAGUGAUGUCAGAAGAGGAAGUGAUGUCAGAACAGGAAGUGAUGUCAGAAGAAGAAGUAACGAGAUCGUUAAUGCUUCAUCUGUUUGGAAACGAAAACCACAACGCAAUAUGUUGAAGUUGUGACUUCUGUUCCGUAACACGUACAUUUUGAGUUGUCUCUUAUUGUUAAUCGCCGACAUAGCACAUCUAUCAAAAUAAAUAUAUAAUCAUUUGAUUGAUAAAUAUUAAUCAUUCUGAUCCUUUGCAAGAUUCGCUCAUAAACAAUUAAACACUACAAAAACAUUCAACAAAUUUUGCUUUAUUAAAUAUAUAGAAAAUCGAAUAGCUUUUUGUAAUUUAGAUUUUUUUUCCGGUUGUGCGAACAAUACAUUCGAUAUAUUUAACAGACUCUUAUUUGUUUGUAUUUAUUUUU